Molecule: messenger RNA, 201 nt
Organism: Sphaeroforma arctica JP610
Lineage: Eukaryota; Ichthyosporea; Ichthyophonida
Exons: 1
Source: RefSeq, a predicted model, not a curated record
AUGGGUGCGGGUGGCAUUGGGUUUGACGUGUCCGAAUUCCUGGCCCAUGAUAUGUCGCACACCCGCGCCAGUGAAGACACUGCGAAGUUCUGGCAGGAGUGGGGCAUGGACAUUAACCUAGAACGCAGGGGAGGCAUCGAGGGGAUGGAAAAGCUCAUCCCGAAGCCACACAGAGAGAUAUACUUGUUACAGCGAAAGAAG